Molecule: messenger RNA, 1127 nt
Organism: Anoplophora glabripennis (Asian longhorned beetle)
Lineage: Eukaryota; Metazoa; Arthropoda; Insecta; Coleoptera; Cerambycidae
Product: peptidoglycan recognition protein
Exons: 2
Coding region: 88-864 (258 amino acids)
Biological process (GO): peptidoglycan catabolic process
Molecular function (GO): zinc ion binding; N-acetylmuramoyl-L-alanine amidase activity
Source: RefSeq, a predicted model, not a curated record
CUGUGCCAGUGUGGUUUAACGCGAAGUACGCUUAUCCCACAGUUAAAUUCGUACUCUAAUAAGAUGACUGUGACUACUUAGAAAAAAAUGAAAUUAAUAAGAGUGAAUUCGCGUCAUCGACAAGCAGUUAAUGUCGUUGCAAGGAACCAGAAAGAUUCGAAGAAGGACAACUUAACCAUUUACUGUUUCCGCCUCCUUUACGUCAACAAGGAUAUUAUACGAAAUGCGACAAUAGCUCUAGCGAUUUGCCUGGCAUGUCUCAUUAUAACGCUGAUUUUAACGCAAAACUUAAAACACGUAAUAGAUGAUCACGACUAUAACUACACGGAACACAACUACGGAACGCAACUAGGCAAGCACAAAGUUUACUACAGAUCAGCCUGGGGUGGGAAAACGCCCAAAAUUAAUACCAAACCUCUACAACACCCUGUCCAUAUAAUUAUAAUUUCUCACACCUCUACAUACAACUGCAACACCACCGAAAAAUGUUGUAUGUUAAUCAGAGAGGUUCAAAUGAAACACUUUGCGAUGCCAUUUCGUAGCGUUGACAUAGGAUACAACUUUAUGAUUGGAGGAGAUGGGAAUAUCUAUGUUGGAAGAGGAUGGGACAUUCAGAACUUCCACAGGAAAAUCAGUAUAGGCAUUAACUUUAUUGGAGAUUUUAAUUAUGACGAUUUUACGGAGGAUAUGAGACAGGCAGCAAAGGAACUUAUCAAACAGGGACUAGAACUGAAGAAACUUUCUGAAGAUUACAUUAUAGUCGGAGAGAAUCAGACAAAUUCUAGAAUGUAUGUUAGUCCAGGAGCAAAUGUUUACAAAGUGAUAAAACAUUGGCCGCAUUUUUACAACAGAACAUUAUUUUAAAACUGAUUAGAAUUCUCAAAAAUCUUGAAUAUUUACAUACCUAGGGAAAUUUACUACAUACACUCGUAGUAUAUUUAAUUUGUUUUUGUCUUUGUAAAAAUUGUUAAUAAACGUGUGUAUAUUUUUGUUAAUUUUUGUAACAUUCUCAAAUGUCUCGAAUGUUUACGUGCCUAGGGAAAUUUAUAAGUACAUGUACUCGUAAUAUAUUUAAUGUGUUUUUAUCUUUGUAAAAUUGUUAAUAAACUUAUAUAUAUUUUUGUUAA